AUGCUGGCCGAGGACUCAACCGUCCAAAUGUCUGCCGCAACGAGAGAGGUGCUUAAAAGGGCGAGGCGGAUGAUUCCGCCGAUGCUGGAAAAGUUCCACAAGGGACAACUGGGAAGGGUGGCGGUGAUAGGAGGAAGCGAGGAUUACACUGGCGCGCCGUAUUUCUCUGCCAUGGCGAGCGCGAGAUUGGGCUGCGAUAUGUCUCAUAUUAUUUGCACUCCCGCGGCCGGAGCGGUCAUCAAGACAUAUUCGCCAAACUUGAUGGUUCAUCCGCUCAUGCGCCAGUCCUCCCCCUCUCAGAUGGAUACUGGAACACCGGACACGGAUCCAGGUCACAUUUCAGCGAAAAUUAUUGAAAUGCUACCUCGCUUUCACGUCCUCGUCGUUGGCCCUGGGUUGGGGAGAGACUCCCUCAUGCAGGACACGGUGGCGCGCGUUGUCCACGCCGCCCGAGGCAGGGACAUGCCCAUCGUUUUGGAUGCAGAUGCCCUGCAGAUUGUGCAAAAGAACCCGGGGCUUAUUAAGGGAUACGUUGGCGCGAUCCUCACGCCAAACGUUGUAGAGUUUGGCCGCUUGUGGGAUGGGCUUAAGCUCGAGGAUCCAGGAAACAUAGGCGACACGGGCAGAGUGGAGGCACUGGCAAAGGCGUUGGGUGGUGUCACAAUCAUCCAGAAAGGUGCCAAUGAUUUCAUCUCAAAUGGAACGACGACGUUGACGGAUGAUUUAGAGGGAGGUAGGAAGCGGAGCGGUGGACAGGGAGAUACGCUGACAGGAACGGUGGCGACGUUCCUGGGCUGGAGGAAGGCGUAUAUGGAUCGACUGUGGGAUGUUGGUGAUGACCCGCUGGCUGCGGAAGAGCUGGUGGGUUUGGCGGCCUUUGGCGGGAGUGCCAUCACGAGAGAGUGCUCUCGACUGGCAUUUCUCAAGAAGGGACGCAGCCUGCAGGCGAGUGACCUAACCGAAGAGAUCCACAAUGCAUUCAUGACGCUGUUCGGAGAGGCGGAUGAGGACGUUGCUUCAAGGCUGUAA
Drechmeria coniospora is the source of this 1029-nucleotide messenger RNA. RefSeq lists its product as uncharacterized. Gene Ontology annotation, biological process: metabolite repair. NCBI's taxonomy places the organism in Eukaryota, Fungi, Ascomycota, Sordariomycetes, Hypocreales, Ophiocordycipitaceae. The transcript has 4 exons. Gene Ontology annotation, molecular function: ATP-dependent NAD(P)H-hydrate dehydratase activity. The record is from RefSeq and is a predicted model, not a curated record. The coding region runs from base 1 to 1029 and encodes 342 amino acids.